Molecule: messenger RNA, 1278 nt
Organism: Penicillium digitatum Pd1
Lineage: Eukaryota; Fungi; Ascomycota; Eurotiomycetes; Eurotiales; Aspergillaceae
Product: putative extracellular exo-polygalacturonase
Biological process (GO): carbohydrate metabolic process
Molecular function (GO): polygalacturonase activity
Source: RefSeq, a predicted model, not a curated record
AUGCGAUUAUUCGGUACUCCUUCCCUGGCCCUGCCCUUAGGGCUGGCACUGUCAAUUGUUGUAUGUGCAAAUGAAGAACGCAGCUCAAAUGUCUGCACUGUGAAAGCCAAUGGAAACCAGAAAGAUGAUGUUCCUAACCUGCUGGAAGCCUUCCACCGGUGUGGCAAUGGUGGUACGAUCAUCUUUCCAGAGGACCAAGCCUACUGGAUCGGUACUCGAUUGAAUCCCGUUGUAAAUAAUAUAGCAAUUGAAUGGCGCGGGAAAUGGACAUUCUCUGAUGACCUGGAUUACUGGCGCAAGAAUUCGUACCCAGUUGCCUUUCAAAACCACGCUGCUGGAUUCAUUAUCACAGGCCACAAUAUCACGAUCGACGGACACGGUACUGGUGGUAUUGAUGGCAAUGGGAAUUCAUGGUACACAGCCGAGAAAGGCGACACGCAGCCCGGCAGACCGAUGCCGUUUGUAUUUUGGAAUGUAUCAGAGGUCAGUGUGGAAAAUUUCCAUGUCAAAGAUCCUCAGUUGUGGAGCAUAAAUAUUAUGAACGGAACCAACAUGCGCUUCAAUAAUAUCUACUGCAAUGCGACUGCGGUGGAUGCACCAUACGGCGAGAAUUGGGUCCAGAAUACAGACGGAUUUGAUACGAUGGAUGCGCAGAAUAUCCAAUUAAGUAAUUUCAUAUACCAAGGCGGCGAUGACUGUGUGGCGAUCAAACCACGAUCGUACAAUAUCGAUAUCCACAAUGUCACCUGUCGAGGUGGAAAUGGGAUUGCUAUAGGCAGUCUGGGCCAAUAUCAGGAGAACUCCAGUGUGGCUAAUAUCCGUAUUGACCAGGUCAAGGUGAUCCGAUACAACGAGGACAUGCACAACAGUGCGUAUAUCAAAACGUGGGUCGGUGCACUUGUACCACAGAGCUCGUAUGAGAGUGCUGGACUCGCUUGCGGGGGUGGCUGGGGCAGCAUUCGGAAUGUGUCGCUGUCAAACUUUGAAAUCCAUGGAGCCAAUGCUGGACCUGCUAUCACACAGGACAGUGGAAACAAUGGCUCGUAUUCGGGCACCAGUUUGAUGAGUAUUUCCGAUGUCGCAUUUGUCAAUUUUACGGGCUAUAUUGAGAGCACUUCGAUGAAGGUGGCAUCUGUUUCAUGCUCAAAUGUGCACCCGUGCUAUAAUAUCGAUUUCGAAAACGUGGUUUUAUACCCAAAGGAAAAUGCGACGACACCGGGGGUUGGGUCGUGCAAGUAUACAAUGGAAGGGGGGGUACAUGGGCUCGUUGGAUGCUAA